Saccoglossus kowalevskii is the source of this 1147-nucleotide messenger RNA. RefSeq names its product ketimine reductase mu-crystallin-like. NCBI's taxonomy places the organism in Eukaryota, Metazoa, Hemichordata, Enteropneusta, Harrimaniidae. Gene Ontology annotation, molecular function: hormone binding. The record is from RefSeq and is a predicted model, not a curated record. Gene Ontology annotation, cellular component: cytoplasm.
ACGGGAUCUGGGGAACUGUGUUGGUGCAUACGAUUUGUAUACGCAGUGAAAUCUGGAACUGGGCUGAGACUGACCCACCGAGAGAGAAAUUCGCCAUGAGUCGGUUACCAAAGUACAUAGAAGCUGAUGAUGUGAAGCGAAUACUAAAGAUGACUGACUUGAUACCAAUUAUAGAGAAGGCAAUGGGAGAUUUUUCUAAAGGAGAGGACGGUGGUGUAGUACAGCCUGUUAGGAGCAUUAUACCAGUUGAAAAACAUGGCGGUUUUUUUGGUGCAAUGCCUGCUUACAGUGAAAAUGAUGCAGCAUUGGCCACAAAAUUGGUAACAUUUUAUCCAAAGAAUGCAGGCACUGGCCUACCAACCCAUAUGGCUGCAAUAAUACUAUUCGAACCUUCUACAGGUGAAUUGAAAUCGAUACUGGAUGGUGAAGUAAUAACCAGCAUGAGAACUGCAGCUGCAUCAGCAGUGGCAACAAAGUAUUUGGCUUCCGAGAACUCAAAAAUUCUGUGCAUACUUGGUUCUGGUGAACAGGCACGAAGUCACUACAAAUCACUGCAUCAUAUUUGCAAUUUUGAAGAGGUGCGGGUUUGGAGCCCAACCUUAAAAAAUGCACAAGCAUUCUCGUCUCAGCUGAAAUCGAAAGUUUGCGAAACUGCAGAAGAAGCUGUUAGGGGUGCUGAUGUCAUAGUAACAGCAACUUUUGCAAAACAACCGAUUGUUGAAUGGGAAUGGGUCAAACCAGGGGCUCAUAUAAACGCGGUUGGAGCAGUUAAUAUAAAAUGGCAAGAGUUAUCAUCUGAACUGAUGCAGAAAUCUGUGGUGCACGUAGACAGUAGAGAAGCUGCGAUGAAGGAGUCUGGUGAUGUCAUCAUUUCUAAAGCUGAAAUCUUUGCUGAAAUCGGUGAUUUAGUAAAUGGAACGAAGGAAGCACAAAGAGAGAAAACUACUGUGUUCAAAUCUUUAGGUAUAGCAAUAGAAGAUGCGGUUUCAGCAAAAUUAGUAUAUGAUAAACAUAUGGAAAAUCAAUAGAAAUAUUAUUUUUUCAAUCCAGCAUAUUAUUUUAACCAAGACAUGUAACUAAGUAUAAUUAUAAUUACUAAUCAACAUUUAAUUCACAAAUAAAAAUAAUUCCGAUUUUCUUUAAUAUU